AUGCCGAGCCAGCUCGUCCUGAGCGUGCGGGAGCGUGCCACGCCGGGGCUGAGCCGCGGCUGGCGCACCCCAGACCCUUCACCGACGCGAUCUUCCAAGGGUCUGCCACACUGCGGAGCGUCCAGCUGGGAGGAGGUCUCGGACCCCUUCGAACUCUCCGCUGGCGACGCACGUGACAGCAGCCCUGACCGGUUCGAACUCGCAGCAGGCGCCUGCAGCGACGCCGCUCCCAACAAGCAGGGUGGCCGUGCCAGUGGCCUGCAGCUGGCGCUGCACAUCGACGACCAUGAGCUCAUGGAGGCCACCACUCCUCGCGGCCACGAUCAGAAGGCCUGGGGGGCGCCAGGGCAAGGCGUGUUCAGCCACUUCUACGGCGACUGCAGCACCUCUGCCGCGGGCGCGCUGCCCCCUGUCGCCCGGGCGGGGGCCACUCCGGACGCGGCCUGGGGCAGGCCCGAGAAGCCCCCACAGUGGAUGCCCGGCCAGCAGCGCUCGCCGCCCCCCGUCGCCUGGGCGGGGGCCACUCCGGACGCGGCCUGGGGCCGCAUCCGCACGCCGUCCCCGGGGGCCCGCCCGUUGGCGCCGCACGCCCCGCCGGCGUGGUCGCAGGGCAUGGCCGAGAAGCUCCCGCAGAGGAUGGGGGCGGCGGACCCUUCUGGGGGCCCUCGGCGGAGGCGGCGGCGGCGCCGCCGCCGCCAGCGCCCGGGGCCCCCGCGGCGCGGCGCGAGCGGGCCCGCGCGCAGGGGCCCAAGACCGUCACGGCCAUGGCGAAGAAGAAGAGCGGCGCGGGGCCGGACUGCCUGA
Molecule: messenger RNA, 804 nt
Organism: Prorocentrum cordatum
Lineage: Eukaryota; Dinophyceae; Prorocentrales; Prorocentraceae
Source: the annotation of a GenBank genome assembly